Molecule: messenger RNA, 2121 nt
Organism: Porites evermanni
Lineage: Eukaryota; Metazoa; Cnidaria; Anthozoa; Scleractinia; Poritidae
Source: the annotation of a GenBank genome assembly
AUGGCGGCAGAUUCGUCGUUUCACUGGCCUGCAGACAGAAAAGACAUAUAUAAGUUUCCGGAGAGAGUAGUUCUGUGGGACGAGGAUGAGGCCGAAGAUAAACAAAUUAAACAAGUUGGAGCCUCAGCCUGCGGGGCUACUGCAGCGUUGAACGUGUUGGUAAGUUUUACAAAAUAGCUGAAAUUAGCAAAAAUUAAAAAAAAAAAAGAAACACUUUAUUAAAUUCACCUUAAGUUCAUAUAAGUUUAUCUAUUUUCCAGUCUCCGAGAGAAAAUCAAAACAGCCAAAAUGCAGAAAGAAGAAGAAGUAAAACCUUACGCAGUAUUAGCACGCACAUAUAGAAACAAAAUUACCUUAACACGUUACGAACCACCAUGUUUUUUUAUUUUUAAUUUCUCAGCUGUUGGCCGGCUGUGAUAUUUUUAAAAUAUGUAAAAUAAGAUAAGCUUAUGUAGCUUUUAUCUCAUUAAAAACAGAGACUUUUAUUUAGCUUUUUAGUUAUUUAUUUACAUUAAUCGGUAAAAUAUGGAGAGAGAAAGACAAGAUCAGGCGAACAUUUAAUAAGCUUAUACAUUUGAACCUCGAUUAAGCAGCCACCUUUGGGGUACCGCCAAGUGGCUGCUUAAUGGAGGUUAGGCGCACAACAGAGGUUCACCAUAAAUAAGCAUAACAUGAGCGUAAUCAUAGCAGAAACAUCACUUUAUUUUGAAACAAACACGCGACAGAGCAGUAUUACUGGUCCAUGAUCAGUCGCCACCUUCAAUCUCGGACUGUAUUUUACUUCAUCAUAUUCUUAAAAUAAAGCCAGACUAAGUCUAUGAUUCAUGUAUCAAGUGCUUGAUGGCCGCUUAAUAGAGGUGACUAAAAUGGGAGGACUCUCUCUAGGAUGGCCAAAAGGUGGCUAUGUAUGGCAGCUUAAUAGAGGUGGCUGCUUAAUAGAGGUUUAAGUUCCCAUUCUUUUCUACAAUUAGUUUGGGAUUUUCAAUUCUGGCCACUUAAUAGAGAGAGGCCGCCUAAUGGAGGUUUCAACUGUAUUAAAAUUAUUCUAACAUGACUAUGAAGCUUUAGGAACAAAUUGCCAAACUGAGAGACUGGAGCUAAAGAAUACCAACCUAAAUAUAGAAAUCUUUAUCAGAAAGCCUCAAAAUCAUGUUAGGAUUUUAAUAUAUUGAGGCCCUGUAAAUUUCUCCCAUUCAAAGUAUAUGUAAUGUUCGCAAAAAAGGUAAGAAUCAUUCCCUUGAAAACAUCACAUGACCUGUACUUUGAAAGUAAUGUAUGCUAGCUAUUAAACAGGUCUACUGAUGAGCUUAUAAUUCUAAUAUUGUCUUAUAACAGAAGUUGCUUGGAAAGAAUGCAGUGGUUGAUGCUGCCAUUAAAGCUGUCGACACAAAAUUAAGGGAUCUUGACGCUCCUUUACCUCAGUACCUCUUGUCGCGCAGUGUAGCAGGAACAACACAUACUGACCUUAUCAAGGGUCUUGACAAGUUGUCUCAGGGUAAUGUUAUCGGACAUUUUUUUCACAUGUUCCCUGCUCGUGACUUUGACUUGUCAAUCUGGUUAAAAUACUGGCUUAGUAAUGGUGGGAUACCUUUGGCAACACUCAAUUGUCAAAAGGUCCGUUUGUCAGAUGGAACAAUCCCAGAUGCUUGGCAUCACCAAGUUAUUUGUGGUGUUAGCAAGAAUGGUGUACAUCUCAUUAACCCAAAUGAAGUGAUUCCAUUUGGUGUUGUUUCCAAACAGCUCUGUAGUGAUUCAGUGCUUCUUAUUCGUCGUAAUGAUGUGUUGCAAAGAUGGAACAAUACCCUUGACUACUUGUGUUGGAAUUCAGAGGGAGAUAGAUGGAAGGAAUUGAAUGUGCAGGAGCAAAUUGAUCUUAUGGUAAAAGAGGAAACUUUACUACUACUCCAUGGUAAUGAGAUCAAAUACAAGGAGCUGUUGAUGACACAUAUUACCAUCCCUGCUAUAUAUAAAUCGGGCAUUACUAUUUUUGUUUUGAGAGAUUCUAAAGCUCAUGAACUUUUAAAGAAUGCCGAUGAGCUACCCUUGCUGGAAACUGCUUGUAGUGAUGUUCUUGACAGUGAGAAACAAACUAUGUGCAAUGAGGGGACAUUGAGUGUUUAA